Molecule: messenger RNA, 869 nt
Organism: Paramecium sonneborni
Lineage: Eukaryota; Ciliophora; Oligohymenophorea; Peniculida; Parameciidae
Source: the annotation of a GenBank genome assembly
UUUUAUUUAUAAUGGAAGAAUAAUUAUAAUAACUUAGAGAAAGGAAGGAGAUUUUGAAUAAAUAAAAGAAUGCUUUAGAAGAGGAGUUAAAAUAAUUGUUGAGUUAUUUGGAAUAAAGUUCAAAGAAAUUGAGUGAGGCCUACAAUGUAAAAUGUAAGAGCAUAGAAUUUGAGAUAAAAAAAAAAGAAAUAUAGAAAUAGAUGGAUAAAUAAAGUUAAGAAAUAGUAAAGAAUUAAUAAUAUUGUAUUGAUUAAUAACGUGUAUAUAAAGAGAGGGCAGAUUGGAUAGAUAAAUUUAAUGAUAAAUUAAAGGAAGAUUUUAAAUCAUGUUAAAAGAAAGAGUGAGUAUAUUAUUGUAUAUGUUAAGGGAAACUAUAAUGAUUAGAAGUACUGUGGCAAAAGGAAUAAAAAGAUUGUUUUUAUUGUAAUUAUGUACGAUUUUCUUUGACAAGGAGAACUAAAGAUUAUUAUGGGGAUUGCAUAAAAUAAAUUUAUUGAAUGAUGGUCAAUAAAUCAUAUCAAGUUAAGAAGAAGAUUAAUUAGCAACUGCGUUAGGAUAUUUGGGAUUGUUGUUGUAAUAAAUCGCAAAAAUUAAGGGAAUAAUAUUAAAACAUGAUUUCAAAUUCAAAGGAAGUAAAAGCUAUAUUCAAUAAUAAAAUGAGUAUAUAAUUCAACAUUCUAUAUUUUAGUAUUCUAUAUUUAUAUAGUUAAAAACCUUCAAAUUUAAAAAUAUUGAAAUAGAGUUAAGGAUUAUUAAUAUAAAAUCUAUAUAUGAUAAUGGAAGAGUUGGAAGUGUAGAAAUAAUGGAGAAUGUAAACUUUGCCAAUCAUAGUAAGUAAAAUUGGUGAGAUGAUGUGGGUAGAUGCUUGA